UACCGGGUUUGAUUAAAGGGGAAUGACCGGGAUCCGUGUGUCCGCCCUCGGUUCUGUCCCGUUCGGUUCCGUUCGGUUCCGGUCUCGUGUCCGGUGGGCGGGGCUGGGGGCGGGGCUUCGCUGUGCGCGCGCAGUGAGAGGCGUGACAACGUGGCGCCGGCGGGAACCGUGUUUGUGUGCGGGUCGGUGCGUGAUGGCGGUGCCGUUCGUGGAGGACUGGGACCUGGUGCAGACACUGGGGGAAGGAGCCUACGGGGAGGUGCAGCUGGCCCUGAACCGCCGCACCGAGGAGGCCGUGGCCGUGAAGAUCGUGGACAUGAAGCGCGCUGCAGACUGCCCCGAGAACAUCAAGAAGGAGAUUUGCAUCAACAAGAUGCUCAACCACGACAACGUCGUCAAGUUCUACGGGCACCGGCGCGAGGGCGCCACGCAGUACCUGUUCCUGGAGUACUGCAGCGGCGGGGAGCUCUUCGACCGCAUCGAGCCCGACAUUGGGAUGCCAGAGCCGGAUGCACAGCGCUUCUUCCAGCAGCUGAUUGCGGGUGUGGUAUAUCUGCACAGCAUGGGCAUCACGCACCGUGAUCUGAAGCCAGAGAACCUGCUGCUGGAUGAUCGAGACAACCUGAAAAUCUCCGAUUUUGGCCUGGCCACCGUCUUCAAGCACAACGGGCGCGAGCGGCUGCUGAACAAGAUGUGUGGGACGCUGCCCUACGUGGCCCCCGAGCUGCUGCGGCGCCCCGAGUUCCGAGCUGAGCCCGUGGACGUGUGGGCCUGCGGCGUGGUGCUGACCGCCAUGCUGGCAGGAGAGCUGCCCUGGGAUCAGCCCAGCGACAGCUGCCAGGAGUACAGCGACUGGAAGGAGAGGAAGACCUACCUGUCACCAUGGAGGAAGAUCGACUCAGCACCAUUAGCGCUGCUGCACAAGAUCCUGACCGAGAGCCCCACGGCGCGAAUCACCAUCCCCGACAUCAAGAAGGACCGCUGGUACUGCCGGCCCCUCAAGAAGGGUGAGGGCUGGGUGAGGGCUGUGGGGCAGGGCUCGUUUCCUGCCCGUGCUGUGCACAGCGUGGGCUCUGUGCUGUGUUUUGCAGGCACGAAGCGCAGCCGCGUGUCCUCAGGUGGCGUCACCGAGUCUCCAGGAGCCCUCCCCAAACACAUCCGCUCCGACACGGACUUCUCUCCUGUGAAGAGCGCCCUGGGGGAGGACAAGGUGAGCUACUCCACGUCGCAGCCUGAGCCCGGCACCGGUGGCACGUUGUGGGACGGCAGCACGGGCAGCAUCGACCGCCUGGUGCAGGGCAUCAGCUUCUCACAGCCUGCCUGCCCCGAGCACAUGCUGCUCAACAGCCAGCUGCUGGGCACGCCGGGCUCCUCGCAGAGCCCCUGGCAGCGCCUGGUGAGGAGGAUGACGCGCUUCUUCACCAAGCUGGACGCCGACGGCUCCUACCGCAGCCUGAGGGACGUGUGUGAGAAGAUGGGCUACGGCUGGAAGCAGAGCUGCACCAACCAGGUCACCAUCUCCACCACGGACCGGAGGAACAACAAGCUGAUCUUCAAGGUGAACCUGCUGGAGAUGGAGAGCAGGAUCCUGGUGGAUUUCCGCCUCUCCAAGGGCGAUGGGUUGGAGUUCAAGAGGCAUUUCCUGAAAAUCAAAGGCAAACUGAGCGACGUGGUCAGCACGCAGAAGGUGUGGCUGCCCCCACCCUGACCCCCCCCCUCCCUCCUCCUCCUCCUCACCCCCGCAGAGCUGUGCCCCGCAGUGCAGUGCCAUGGGGUCGGGCAGUGCCAUGGGGUCAGCCCGGCUCUGCGCCUGCUGAGGCUUUUAUGGGUUCAAUAAAGUGGGAUCUGAGCUCUG
Coturnix japonica (Japanese quail) is the source of this 1855-nucleotide messenger RNA. The record is from RefSeq and is a predicted model, not a curated record. NCBI's taxonomy places the organism in Eukaryota, Metazoa, Chordata, Aves, Galliformes, Phasianidae.